AUGGCGGAUGAUAAUUUAUUCUUUUCAAUUUUUAGAAAUGUUUACCUACGAUCAACUAUUACAAAACAUUUAGAAUUAUUUAGAGAUAAUUUUCAGGUACAAUUAACAACCAAAGAUCAAUAUAUGAAGUAUCCAAAUAAAAGCUACAUAUUGAAUUUAACCUAUCAUGGAUUAACAUUACCAAGCAACGGAAUUAAUCUACCAUUUCUUAAAUCAUUAACUUUAUCAAAGUUUAAUGGCUCUUUAAAAAAAGGUGAUUUGGGUGAUUCAAUAAAAGAGUUGGUUAUUAAUGAAAUGGACAAACCGCUAGAACCAGGGUCCCUACCUUCAUCUCUAGAGGUAUUAUCAUUAAAUAAAUACGACCACCCACUAAAUGAUUGCUUACCAAGUACAGUUUGCGAAUUAAAAUCAUUUCCAUCUUCAUUACAGGCAUUAACUUUAGAUGCUUUUGAACAAGAGUUAAAACCAGGUGAUUUACCUCCAUCAAUUGACCAAUUGUUUUUGGGUGGAUAUAAUAUCACUCUUCAACCCAAUGUCAUACCUCCGAAUGUAUGUGAUCUAUCUCUUUCAGGUUAUAACAAACCAAUUAACCCAAAUACUCUACCAAACUCCAUUAUAUUAUUAUCACUAUCUCUAUUCGAUACACCUCUAUAUGUAAACUCUCUUCCUUCCUCCGUCACCGAUUUAUCAUUUAGAUACUUUAAUCAACCUCUUUCAUUUGGUCACAUCCCAGACUCUGUCACAACUCUUUCUUUUAAAACUUUAUUUAACCAAACAAUCGAACCUGGGACAUUACCAAACUCAAUUACACUUUUGGACCUUUCUGGAGAUUAUAACAAACCAUUUUUACAAGGCUCCAUUCCAGAAUCUUUUACAGGCAAACCAAAAAAGACUAUAUUUAAGACAUCUACUGGUAUAAACAGACCACAAGAUAAUAAUGAACCAAAUGGACCAAAUGAAAAUGAUAAAAAAAAGAAAAUGAAGAAUGAAAAAGAGGAAGAAAAUGAAAACAAAGAUAAAGAAAUAAAGGACUCUGAAGAUCCUGUUGGAAAUGAUAACAUUGAUAGUUAUCAUAAUGGCAAUAAUAACAGUAAUAAUAAUAAUAAUAAUAACAAUAACAAUAAUAAUAAUAAUAACAAUAAUAAUAAUAAUAAUAAUAAUAAAAAUAAUGAAUCAUCUUCAGAGAUUUUUAUAAGAUUUACUCAUAUUCAUAGAUUUUAUAAUAGAAAACAACAAUAUAAUAAAGAAUUUGAUAUAAUUACAAAAACAGAUUCAAUAACAUCUCCAGAGUUGGAAGAACAAGCCUUUAUUAACCAUUAUCAUAUUUAUGAAGAUGAAGAAUUAAAAUAUUAUCAAAAACUAUUAAAAAUGGUUAAAACCUAUAGAUCAGUUUCAGAAAUUACAAAUUGUAUUUAUUUUCCAAUGUCAUUUUUAAACAGCUUCAACAAUAAUAAUAAUAAUAAUUUCAAUAAGGGUAAUGAUGAAAUGACAACUCUAACAACAUUCGAUUUUGAAGAUCUAUCUAAUGCACAUAAAAUGCUUCCAGAAUCAUAUGGAAUAAAUGUAUAUACCAAAAAGUCAUUAUUACAAACCAAUGGUACCUCCACAACAAUAACAAUUACAAGAGAUGACAUUGUUGUCACAUUAACAUUUAAAACAAUCAAUGAAUUACCUUCAAAUGAUGAACACACGUUUACCAUUCCUGCCAUAUCAGAAGAUAUUUUACCACACCAAAAGAAAAGAGAAAGAAAUGACAAUGAAGGUGCAAGUGAUUCUAAUGAAAAAUGUAAAAGCCUAUUAUUUUUUGAUGAAUCUAAAAAGAAACUUAAAGAAGAAGAAAAUGAAGUAUUAAACAACAAUCUUAAUUUGUAA
Dictyostelium purpureum is the source of this 1872-nucleotide messenger RNA. RefSeq lists its product as uncharacterized. The coding region runs from base 1 to 1872 and encodes 623 amino acids. NCBI's taxonomy places the organism in Eukaryota, Evosea, Eumycetozoa, Dictyosteliales, Dictyosteliaceae. The transcript has 3 exons. The record is from RefSeq and is a predicted model, not a curated record.